UAGAAACGUGGACUAUUGUUGACAAAACGGAACCAUUUUUUUUUUUUUACACAAAAACAGCAGCCGAAGCCCUAAAAACAACAAAUAAAGCCACGGAAUCACCUUAAGAGACCAAAUGUCGGACAAACGCCGGGCUUUGCCGCCGUGGAUGUCAAAAGAGGACGUGGGGUUGAAAGAGAAGCAGCCCCGAAUGACCACCAAGAAGAAAGCCGCACGGGCUAUUUUAUACUGUAUGAACGAAAAAGAGAUGGUGGAAGCUGCUGUCGCAUGUCUGGGACACCAGAAUGUGGUUCUCCGGUCCGGCCAGCAGGUUGAAAGUAAAAUGGAGGAUGCAGCUGGUAAGAGGUACAGGAAAACGGCUUCUUCGUUAAAAAGAGUGAAGCCGGCCACAGAAGCAAUAGAGGAGGCGUGUGAGAAUGUGUCCUACGUGUCGGAGACGGACUUGGACAUAAGCGAGAUGGACACAUUGCCGUAUGCCACCGAUAACCAGGAGCAGAAGGCGGAUUGUGAGGAUCUGGUGUCACCAGCAGCAGUCGCUUGUCUCAGGAAGGACGGCCUGCAGACAGAAAAGGAACAUUUAACCAACAGCCAAGACAAGGACGAUGCCAUGCGUCUUGUGCGAGAAAUAUUUUUCAGUAGAUAAUGGACUCAGACACAAUAGUCAUGAUUUUACAGCAGAGUAUGUAUUGUUUUCUUACAAGCAUCAACAUGCAGCCCACAUACAUACACAAACUGGGAAACAUCAUGGCCAUAAAUGCCUGUUUGCAGCGGUUACGCAGUUAGAGGCUGGUAACUUUCCAACAUUAUCCCGACUAAGCAAAAUACGCCCUACAUAAUACACAUGUGCACAGGAAAAUGACGUUAUGCUACAAACGCAGUAUGAUUGAAAACAUUAAGGGCCUACUGAAAUGCGAUUUUCUUAUUUAAACGGGGAUAGCAGGUCCAUUCUAUGUGUCAUACUUGAUCAUUUCACGAUAUUGCCAUAUUUUUGCUGAAAGGAUUUAGUAGAGAACAUCGACGAUAAAGUUCGCAACUUUUGGUCGCUGAUAAAAAAAGCCUUGCCUGUACCGGAAGUAGCAGACGAGUAGCGUGACGUCACAGGUUGUGGAGCUCCUCACAUCUGCACAUUGUUUACAAUCAUGGCCACCAGCAGCGAGAGCGAUU
Messenger RNA from Nerophis lumbriciformis (worm pipefish), 1164 nucleotides. RefSeq lists its product as uncharacterized. The record is from RefSeq and is a predicted model, not a curated record. Lineage: Eukaryota; Metazoa; Chordata; Actinopteri; Syngnathiformes; Syngnathidae.